AUGGGAUCUGAAGCCAGUACAGCGCCUAAUGCAUCCAAGUCCAAGCAGGAACGGAUCCGCGAUAAUCAACGGCGCAGCCGCGCUCGGCGCCAGGAAUAUCUGGCUGGGCUAGAAAGACGGGUCAAAGAAUGCCAGGUGGCCUGUCGCGAGGCUCAGCUGCAGCGCGCAGCGCUCGGUGAUCUGCAAGUUGAAAAUGCCCGUCUGCGAGAUCUAUUGAAUUAUGUCGGUAUCAGUCCUAACCUCGUCGAGACUUUCGGCCGCCCUGACAUGCAAUCACUCCCGCAUAACGCCGCAGCAGUUGCCCAUCGACAAAUCAGGCCCAAAUAUCAGCAGCCCAGCGUAUUGGGCACCAGCGACUUGCCCAGCGCGACCAUGACAAAACAGGAGUCGAAUUCGGAAUUAUGUUGUCCGCCAUACUCGUCCCCGACAUCGCUUGGUCCUCCGAUACCUGCUUUGACGACUGAUAACCUACAAGUCUAUGGUGGCAAUCAGUGUCCACCUUUGGUGGCCACUUCUGACACGCCUACGACGAGUCUGCCUGAGAUCGCCUCAUUGUCCCCGGUCAGUUCGUACGAGUGGAUGCUUUGCCCGGAUAGUCAGAAUCCCCCUGCGUUCUCUGACGAGAAUUUCUGUUGCGAUGCCUUUGGGAUCCCCCCGAACGGACCGCUUUUGCCACCAGAGAACGCGAACGCCGUGCAAUGUCUGAUAGCGAAAGGGAUAAUCGAGCAGUACGACCCCACCCCUGCAGAAAUGGAUGAAAUCGCGGCACGGCUUGCCACGGCCUUUAGCCUGCCAAAAACCCCGGGGUCGGGUUGUCGAGUCGACAGCCAACUUUUGCUUCAAAUAUUACAGGAGAUGGAUUCUAGACCGAAACGUGACUGA
This is a messenger RNA of Cladophialophora psammophila CBS 110553, 882 nucleotides long. RefSeq lists its product as uncharacterized. The record is from RefSeq and is a predicted model, not a curated record. The transcript has a single exon. The coding region runs from base 1 to 882 and encodes 293 amino acids. NCBI's taxonomy places the organism in Eukaryota, Fungi, Ascomycota, Eurotiomycetes, Chaetothyriales, Herpotrichiellaceae.